AGUCGUUUCCAGUUUAUCAGUGAAUGUGGUCAUGUCGCUAUUCUCGUAGAUUGCCCAAAAGUGUUUUAUGGUGUGUGUGUGUGUGUUUUUUUUUCGUUCGCACUCUGUCGCUUGUUGCGGUUCUUUAAAAGACUAACGAAAAAAAUAUUCUUAUAUCUUGGCACCCGCUAUGUGACUGCGGCACAUACAUUCACUUUGUGUUUGUUCAUAACUGUAGCCGCAGUCGAAAUUAACUUUUUUCGUUCUUUCGUUCUUUCUUUCUUUUUUUCGUAAAUCCGAAACGUUUUUUUUUUCAACAUCCAAAAAUAAAUAUGAAAAUAAUAAGGCUAUCAUCAUUGCAAGACACAAAAUGGUUAUAGUUUAUUUUUUUUAUCAACGAAUUUAAAUGGAAAAGUUCAAAAGAAGAUAUGAAUUGUAUGUGCUGCGUCGCGUUUGUUCUCUCUGUGUGUGUAUGAGCUAAGUUUAAAAAAUUGGUUGGUUCUGUGUUCGAAGGAAGUGAGAGAGAGAGAGAGCGAGAUGUACGUAGCGUGUUGAUGACGCACACGCAAGGUCGUCGCGUACAAAUUUAGCUAUAUAACUGAAGGUCGUUCAUUGGACGAUCACAUGACUUGACUCUCUCCAUUCUUUGUUAGUCGUUUUCUCAUUCUCUCGCGUCGCACUUUACGUUGUUUUGUUGCCGCUUGCACACACAGAGCAAGCAUACACAGCUUGUCAUGUAAGCGGUGUGCCUGUUCUCCGCUUGUUCGUUCGCUCGCUCUCACUGCAUACAGACACACACACACACACUCAACCACCAAAUACCGGUUAUUUGUGCGCUCGUAUUUUCAUUUCAACCAAAACUAUAUAUAUACAUAUGAAACUGUGUAUGGUGAGCGCUCUCUAUGCGAAACAAAUGCGUUCACUGUUGCUAUUUACUGCUGUUGCUGUAAACCAAUACCAUCGUUAUGUUCAUUUUCGCACUAUUCGAUAUUUCGUUUUGAGUAGUAACCGUUUGCGUUCGAAACCAAGACCGCACUAUCUCUCUCAUUCGUUUGCCCUGUUGCUCAUUAAACUCAAUCGUUUUUGAUCCACUAAAUUAAUAGUGAAAUACAAAGUUGAUACAUACAAUCACCGAAAAGGUCAUUUUUAAUGAGAAAAACGUUCGAAAAACCAGUAGACAAUUUGACGCUCUUCACCAACAAGACACAAAACCGACAGAAUAAAGGAAAAAAACGAAACGAGCGAUCUUUUUAAACGACAAUUUAUUCGAUCGUUUAGCCGUAAUAUUAACAAAGUAAUUGCGUCAAGAAUAUAUCGUUGAAUCGUUCAGUUUCGUGUCCAGUCAAUAAAUUUUGUGCCAUGGCACACUUGACUUAAAUGUAGCAACCAUAUUUUAACUCGUCCACAUUUUCGAUCGAAGUGAACCUGAUUCUUGGAAAUGUUAAUUUGACGCAUAUUCACGUUCAAUGUGCAGAUGUGUGAACAAGCCAAAGUGAAUCAUUUCGUGAACUCAAUUAUAUGCCAUUUUUAUCGUAUGUUUGCCUACCUCUUCGGCUUUCGAUAGCCGACAAAUUUAUUGAUGCGAACAAAUUUCGAGGUAUUUAACAUGAUUCAUAUGCAUAAAAUUCGGAAUGUAUUUUUUUGCAUGCAAAUCUACUUGAAUUUAUGACUUUCACAUGGAUUGAAUGCGAAAAACAAGACAACGAAUCGUCGUCAACGAUCAGGAAAAUGUUUUUGAUUUAAAAUACGAUUGCGCGCGUGUAUGAGUGCCAACUAGACAUGAGCAUGAGAAUCCAAACGAAAAUAAAAACCGUGAUAGUGAGACCAACCAUCAGCAUAUAAAUUGUGAUAACGCUCAAGUAAUUUGUUCUUCGCGUGUGUUUGCGAUAAGGAUUUCUAUUCUCUUCUAAUUCCCAUCCGUACGCUCUUUUUUGUCGCGUGUAAUUUAAAAAUCAGCCUACUACGCACCGAUAAGCUACCGUAUUUGUAACUACGCUUGCGAUUUGCCUUACGUGUGUGAUGCGUGUAACCUGUGAUGUUGCAUAUGGAUCAUCCCAAUUUAGUGAGAUCGAUGAACGAAACUCAAUUGAAUCGAAUAAUUCGCGUGUGAAACACAUUGAAGCAAAUAAAAAAUGUCUACAUCGGGUGGAGGUUGUUCGAGUGAUUUAAGCGGCAUUCGCCCAAAUAUAUCGGUCACAAGUAUCAAUUGUCCAUCGUUGGCUGUCAACAGUAUUGAUCUAAGCAAUGAAAAAACGACAAAUGCAAAUAGUCUAUCGAAUAGUAGUGAAGCGCAGCACAAUGUGAACAGUAAAUCGAAUAGUUUUUGUAAUAGCUUAGUAAGCGAUGCAUCACCUUCACCAGCAUCGGUACAUCAGCAGCAGCAGCAGUUGAAUAAUAAUCCGCAUUUUUAUGGAAACGGUAGCAUUCGAAUUGCCGUGCCAAAAAUGGAAGAAUCCGAUGAAUCUGAGACUGAACUAUCGCAAAUUGAGAAUGCAGCAACGACCAGCACGACAACAGCACCAACGGCGGUAAGCAUGCGGGCGAGUAACAAUAACAAGAGUACACCACGGCCGAUGUCAUGGGAGGGCGAACUGUCCGAAAAUGAGGAUCAAAUGGAAACCGAUGCAAACUCAAAACCACCACCACCACCACCACCAACAACAACCACAAAUAACAACGAAGUGGCAAUGAAUGCCAUUUCGUAUGCAACAAAUGGAAAUGCCGACAAAUCAAUUGUGAAACCUCGUGCGGUCAUCACAUCGGAGCUAAAUGACAAUACGGAGAAAAUGAUUGAUUUGGAUACAAAAGUUAAAAUUAAACCGGAAUACAAUAGUUUGGCUCCGAACACGACGACGACGACGACCACGACGACAACGCCCGAUGCAAAUCAUGCGAUGAUUACAAUGGAUGCAAAUAAACGCUUUCCAUUUGACAUGUCCAAUAUGAAAUUCGAAACGAAUUUGCAGUCGCAACACAUUGCCAAUCAGUUUGCAACACAACAAUCGACCCAGCAGCAGCAGCAGCAGCAGCAGCAGAAUGAUAUCAAUUCGUCCACAUCGAUGAUGCGAUCGAAAGCAAACAAUAUUUUACCGACAAAUCCGAGCCCCGAUUCAGCUAUUCAUUCGGUGUAUACCCAUAGUUCACCGAGCCAAUCACCAUUAACGUCACGCCACACACCGUACACACCGUCAUUGAGCCGAAACAAUAGCGAUGCCUCGUACAGCAGUUGCUAUUCGUACAGUUCGGAGUUUAGUCCAACGCAUUCGCCAAUUCAAGGCCGACACAAUAUGUAUGCCGGUGGCAAUUUCAAUGGAUCCCCAUUGCAUCACUCAGUAUUGUACAAACCGAUGAUGGACGGAAAUGACAACGCCAAGACCUUACAGCAUCAACAGUCAAACGAAGAAAAUAUCCUGGAACCCGAAAUCAUUCCAUCGGCUGGCAUCUCACGACAGCAACUCAUUAACAGUCCAUGCCCGAUUUGCGGUGAUAAAAUCUCCGGUUUCCAUUAUGGCAUCUUCUCGUGUGAAUCGUGCAAAGGAUUUUUCAAACGAACCGUUCAAAAUCGAAAGAAUUACGUUUGCUUGCGCGGCGGACCCUGUCCCAUAUCGAUUGCAACGCGGAAAAAGUGCCCGGCGUGCCGGUUUGAGAAGUGCUUACAACGUGGAAUGAAAUUGGAGGCAAUUCGCGAAGAUCGCACCCGCGGCGGUCGUUCAACAUAUCAAUGCUCGUACACUUUGCCAAUGCUCAGUCCAUCGCUGGUUGAUGGCACUUUGUUAAUUUCCAACAACCGAACGAAGGCAUCCAACCAACAAGACAAUCUGACCGGCAUUGGCAGUGCAUCCAAUCAACAGACCAUUCCCACAUUGCUGCAAGAAAUUAUGGACGUUGAACACCUAUGGAAGUUUAGCGAAGCCGAAAUAAAUAAACUGAAUCAAAAUCAAUUGUCUAUGAAUGAGAUCAGUCGAAAUGAUGGUGCUGGCACAUCAUCGGCCACAUUGGCCACGAACCCAUUAUUGGCUGGCCUCGCCAAUAGCGAAGACACCAGUCCCGAUUUAAUUGCAAAUCUCUGCAACGUUGCAGAUCAUCGACUCUAUAAAAUUGUAAAAUGGUGCAAAAGUUUGCCAUUGUUCAAGAAUAUCUCGAUUGACGAUCAAAUUUGUUUGUUAAUCAAUUCGUGGUGCGAACUCUUGCUUUUCUCGUGCUGCUUCCGAUCGAUUUCGUCACCUGGCGAAAUUCGCAUCUCGCAAGGCAAAUCAAUCAACUUGGAACAGGCCAGAUCUAGUGGUCUUCAGGCUUGCAUUGAACGAAUGUUGAAUCUAACGGACCACUUGAGACGACUUCGUGUUGAUAAGUACGAGUAUGUGGCAAUGAAAGUGAUUGUUCUUCUUCAAUCAGACACAUCUGAUUUAAGAGAAACAGAACAAGUACGCGGAUGCCAAGAAAAAGCAUUGCAUGCACUGCAAACCUACACGUUAGCCCAUUAUCCUGAUGCGCCAUCAAAGUUUGGUGAACUACUUUUGCGAAUACCCGAAUUGCAACGAACUUGUCAGGUCGGCAAAGAAAUGUUGACAAUCAAAUCAAAGGACGGUGCCGAGUUCAAUCUUCUGCUGGAAUUGCUGCGCGGUGAACAUUGACCAUGUUCAAUCAGUUAAAUGCAACAAACAUAAUCCCUGUGUUGGACAUUUGUAAAUAUAAAAUGCAGUCAAUGAAAGAGACUGUUCAACGAUUUAGCGUUGCACAUUCAUGUAUUGAAUCAACCGGAUCUAUCCGCCAUUUCAUCUCCCAAAUCGCUGCACAAGUCCUUGGCCAAUGUUCUUGAUUAAAUUUUCAACCCGAAGACAACGAGUACUGAUUUAAUACUCAAAACCCGCACAAAACUGCCAGUUGCAUCCCAAAACAUGAAUUUAAAUCCUUUCAACUCGAAUUGCCUUGCUUGAAACGUCAUUUUUACAGUUUUACCCUAGCUUUUUUGUACUUUGAUGCUAAAUUUGCUAAAUUUUGAUAAUGUGAAUUUUUUUUCCACAGAAUUUGUUACACAAAAAAAAACGAUUUGUAAACAAAAUACAAAAUUGUAUUUAAAUUUCGAAAAAAAAGACUUGAAGCGCCAUUUAUUUGACAAGUAAUCAAGAGAGCAUGCCAAAUGAAAUUCAAGCCAAUCGGAAGAGACAAAAAAAAACAAAGGGAAUUUAAUUUAAUACAGGCCUUACGAAUGAUUGCAAUAUGAGCUAUUUUGAAUCGUUAUCAUAAUGUAAAGAAAAAGAAGAAGAAAAAAAGAAGAAUAUUUUGUUUACGUACAAUAGUGGAAAAAUGAGCGACAAAGAGGAAACAGAAACUGAUCGAAACGACAUCAAAUAGCAAUAACAAUGUUUGAAAUUGAAACGUGAUUUGAACGUCUUAUGAUUUAAGGUAUCAUUUUUCGCUGAAUUGAACGACGCGAUCUUAUUGUAAAUACUGAAGAAAAAUUGAUUUUCGAAUGAAAAUUGUAAAGAGAGACGAAAAAAAUUGAGAAUGUCAUUCUACGAGUUAGAUUCCGUGAUAAAAUCAUGAAAAAAUUCAAUUUUUUUAUUUUCAUUUCGUUUAAAAAAAAAACCGAAAUGUUUUUGCUUUGAGGUUUCAUAAACACACACACACACAUACCAACAAGUGUCAUCAAUGGAAAAUGAAAUCGAUUUUAUAUAAAAAAUAAUAAUUGCGAAUUGAAUAACUGUUGUGCCUUUAAUAAGUACCAUUUGGUAUAUAAUAACGGAGAAAAAAUAAAUAAAAAUACUUAUAAAAGA
Sitodiplosis mosellana (orange wheat blossom midge) is the source of this 5756-nucleotide messenger RNA. RefSeq names its product nuclear hormone receptor FTZ-F1 beta (gene Hr39). Gene Ontology annotation, cellular component: RNA polymerase II transcription regulator complex. The coding region runs from base 2112 to 4613 and encodes 833 amino acids. Gene Ontology annotation, molecular function: nuclear receptor activity; zinc ion binding; RNA polymerase II cis-regulatory region sequence-specific DNA binding. Gene Ontology annotation, biological process: regulation of transcription by RNA polymerase II; tissue development; hormone-mediated signaling pathway. Lineage: Eukaryota; Metazoa; Arthropoda; Insecta; Diptera; Cecidomyiidae. The record is from RefSeq and is a predicted model, not a curated record. The transcript is spliced from 8 exons.